UCUUAAUUCCCAGGGGCUGGAGCUGGAAGGAAGCUUUGAAUUUGACUAAUGAUUGGCUUAGGCAUAAGGACAAAGAAAACAAUGCCACCACAUUUUGCUCCAAACUGGCAAACUCAACAACUCAUCAAUGUCCGUUUCAUUAUGAUGUCUCGUGUUAGUAAAGGGUAUAAGAUCAAUUAUUGAACUUCUCCCAAAUAACUCGAAUCGUUAGUGUGUGAUCUGGUCGAUCUCCUUAUAAAGUAAUGAUAUAAAGUAAGGAUAUGGGGAAAAAGCUAAGAGUUCAUCUUUCUGGCGAGAGGGAUAUGGGUGCAAGAAAACAUCGAUGAGGAAGGUCUAGAGUUACUCGAAGAGAAGGAAAUGUUCGUGUAAGAUUCUCCUUUUUUGCUUCAUUCUUCCAAAUGAGAAAAAGGAGAACGUUUAUUUUCGGGAACGACCCACUUCAGUACGUAGGAACUCCAUGGUAAUUAUCGUGAUUAGAGCAUGUUUAUGUAUAGAGAGAGAGAUACCAAAUUGAUGGCCAAUUACCUGGCCUCGUCCGACACUAUGUUACAAAUCGAACUGGUAGUCACGGAUUAAUUUGUUUCUCUUUAAGACGUGUGUGGCAUAUAACCUACUAACCGUGCACAUUAGACUAUCAAACGGCCUCCUCAAGGAUAAAACAAUCACACUCAAUUCUCAUUUAUUCGUGCGAAAAUAAGGAUAUCUAUGAAGAACACUUAUAUUGUAUUUGUUUCUUCUCUUCUUUCCGUGUGUGUGUUUCUUUUUAUUUUUUUGGGGUCGGGCAGCUAUGCUAUUUAUAGCAGCAUAUGCCCUUUGAAUUCCCCUUCUUUAAAGGAGGGUUUACUAGCUAAACACGUUUUAGGAGUAUAAUCAACAAUUUAUCUUCCAAAAAUAUAGUCGAUUCCCUUAUGAUUUGGAUGUCAUUUAGAUUAUCCUUAGUAUUAAACAAUAUUCACAUUUCAACAGUCAAACAUAUACUUGUACUCGAGGAAAAGAACAUAUUUUUUUUAAGCUACUCGGCACUUUAACAAAAUUGAGGUUGAAUCAUCCCAUUACAUUAUUAAUGUAUAAAGAUAUGCAGAUGUUAGUAAAUGGUGUAUAUAUAUAUAUGAUCAACGAUUGAACCUCUUCCAACAACUCGAGUUAUAUAUUGGGAUCAAUUUGUUAUUGACAUGGUAUUGGACGAGCCUUCUGUGAUCAUCGCGAGAGGUUUUCUGUUCCGAAUCCCCAUGAGACCCUCAUUCGCUUCUAUUAAUUAAGCACAUGGUGUCCGGACAUGUGCAAACUUCAAGCCCCCAUAUAUGACGACUUUCGUUUGAACGGGUGUAUUGGUAAACAAUAUAAGAUCUACGAUUGAACCUCUUCCAAUAAUUCGAAUUAUCUGAAUCAACUACUUCUUAACAGAUCUCUCACUCAAUAUAGAAAAAUAUAGAAAAUUAGUAAUUGCUCCAUGAUACAUGAAUGAGCUCAUUGGUUAACUUUCAUCUCGAAUCCAUGAAUUUGGAGAGUGAAGCAUUUGGACGAUGUCUGUGUAUACGUGCAAAUUAGUAAUUGCUCCACAACCUCAUCCAUUAUCAUCCACGUGGCGACAUGCAUGCAACCGACGACGACCGUACGUACGUAUUAACGUAUACAAAAAUCAAUGCGAUCCAUGUAUAUGUAAUACGUAUACUCAAGUUGAUCGAUCGAGAAAGGUUCUCAAGCCGUUUCAUUUGCCAUGAUCAGGUAUAUAAGAGAUGACUCAUCUCUGUAUAUAUUGUUUCACGUUGAACACAUUCAGAGUUCUUGUAAGAUCUCAUCAAUUUCACUUUAAAAAGCGCCUUGUCGGUUAAGAUUGAGUUGUUUCUUAUGUCCUACAAAUCGAUAUCUCUCGUACUUUGUCGAUGUGAGAUUUGAUUAAAGUGUUAGAUUUUUAUCAUUUUUUUCCUUCUUUUCCCGUGUAAUCGUAGUUGCGGAGCUCUGCGCUUUCUCAAAGCAUGCUCCAUAGUCGCAACCAUAAUUACCGUAGUCAAGAAACUCCCGAGAAAUCUUUAUAAGACUCGUAUAACAUAAUGUAGGCGGGUCUCUCUAUACAUCGAACUCCCUCUUCGUACAUUAGUUAUUUGAGGAGGUGCAAAGCGUAAGUAGUAACAAUCAUUUAACUUUAUUAAAUGUCAUGGCGCGUUUCACCCGCAUAUCUAAACUUCAAUAACUAAACUCUAAACCCUAAAAUUGAUUGAAUGGAGAAACGUAACUAUAUCGACGACUUCAAUUCGAAUUGAAAAGCAUCCAACAUACCAAAUAGCACCAAAUCACCUAAACGGUAUUUUUCUCCAGAUCGAAAUCACGCAGCAGCUCGGUUUGCCACGAUAGGCAAUCAAGAGGAGAAGUUAAAGGGCAAAUAUUAUACGGUUGCAUUCUGCAUGUAAAGAAAGACGACGUAAUGAAAAAGAAGAAUGAAAGGGAAAAAAAAAGGAGGGGCCAUUAAUGAAUUGAAGCUUUUAUUAAGGGCAAGUAGUUGAGGAAAUUUGGCUGUGUUUGUUAUACGGUUGGGACAUGGAGAGUAGGGAGGGAUGGCAACAAAACCCGAAUCCACAUGUACCCACCCUAUCCAAUCCGGUCAACGCGGGUAAAACUCAUGUUGACGGGUUUUGGGCCGGGUUCGGGUUUAAACCCGCUACAUUAUUCACUGGGUCGAGUUGAGUUUGGGUUUAGGUAAACCUGUCCCAUGGAUACCCGCCCACACACAUAUAAUUACUUUCCCGGUAUAUUUAAUAUUCUAAAUAAUAUAUCUUCCUUAAACAACUAAUAUUCUUUAUGUUUGUGGAGACAUGUAUAAUUUGUUCUUUCUAAUUGUUUAGAAUGAAGUUGAUAUUAUGAAAUGGAGAGUGAAGAAACUUAGUUGACGAGGAAGAAGUUUUCAAUUAAUCUUAUUGUUUAUAGAUGUUUAUCUUUAAUUUUGAACAAUUUGCAUUUGAUCAUUUGUGGUUUGCCCGUAUGCUCUAGAUUUGUGUUUUUUGUAUGAGAAAAUUGAUGUUAAACUUUUAUUUUGAAAAAAACUUGUUAUUGUAAAUUUUUACCACAAAAACCCACGGGUACCCAUGAACCCGCGGAUAUCCAGCGGGUUGAGUUGAGUUUGAGUUUUUCAAACCCAUCGGGUUUUACCUAGAUUUUAUUUUGCAGAUAAACUCAUGGAUUUAGAUUUGGAUUUGAUAAAACCCGCCUAACACGAUCCAUUGCCAUGCCUAUUGGAGACGAACACGCUUAAAAGUUAAAGGCGGUCCCAAUACGAAAGCAAAAUAAAUUGGGGAAGGAAUGAAUAAAAAGGACAAAAAAAAUUGCAUGCAAAUGCCAAAAGGCUGUGGUACGGAUCAUACUCCCCAUUUUCAGUCCACAGAGACAGAGAAGCACAAAGACAGAAAUGAAAGCAAUAUAUACCAAUCAAUAAUGGACCCAACCCAACCACCUUUUCUUUCUUCAUUUUCCCUUUUUAUAUUUUAUAUAUAUAUAAGCUUGCAAAUUUCACAGUGAAAUUGCUAUGUGAAAGUGUUCGAAAUCAUGUUGUAAUUGAGAGUUGAUCACAGUAUCAUACCAGAUGCAAUUAGAAAUUGUCAAACAUAAGAUAUGCAAUUCGAAUCGUCAUAUAAUGUACUCGGGUGCAGUCAAAAUUGUUAGAUGUAUUUAAGAAGUCAUUUAGUUGGAUGUAAGUGAGAGAAUGAAAUUUUGAAUCAAUAUAGUCAAAAUCGCGCUUUAAAACUUAAAAACUUAUGGGUUUACGUUUUUAGAUCACUAAAACGCUUCUAUGCAAUAUCACGGUUUUUAUAGCUAAUGUAGUUUAAAACGCGUUUUAAAACUUAAAAACUUAUGAUUUUACACUUCUAGAUCACCGAGACGUUUCUACUUAGAAACGCGCUUUUAACUACAUUGUUUAGAACUGAAAACAAAUAUAUCUUUUUACGUUGAUGCAGUAAAAAUUAUCGAUAUACCUAGAAUCUCAUCCAAGUCCUCAGGUGCAACAAAGCCUGUGUUGUUGUAGAAUACCCUUAAAGACUAUCAACAUUUCCAAACAUUCAUCGAUUCUAACCAAGAUUGGAACUUGUCAUGUAAAACCUACCUGGUGAAUAUAACAACAACAACAAAACCUACAAAAUCUUGCGAAACAUACAAGGAAUUCGGAAGUCACACCUUCCAAAACCACCUCGAAACACUUGUAGACAUACACCACUCCAAUUUUAUCCCUUUGAGAUUGAAACCCUUACUUGUUAAUUAAGUAGACUGCAAGAUAUCAUGUGAUUAUUUGUGGAUUUGUGGAGCAUGUUGAACCUCACUGAAGGUGCAUAAUGAACCAUAAUGCACUUCUAUCCCAACAUAGCAUAUCCCAAUUACUAUAGUGAUAACUAGGGAUGGCAAUUUGAACCCGCCCCGUCGGGUUUUACCCGACCUGAUCCGCGAUGGGGCGGGUAUUACCCGACCCGCAGUAGAGUGGGACGGGGCAUGGGUACCAACUUCCGACCCGCCCUGUUCUUGGCCCAUUCUAAGUCAAUUUCUUAUGUCAUCCAUGCAUAUAUCUCCUAAUUUGACUUUCUAGGUCAAGAUUAACUAGUCAGACUUGACCUUUCAACUAAAUAGACUCAAUUAACCAUUAUAUUAUCACUAUUAUCCAUUCAUGAAGUCUUUUCACAUUCGUUUUAUCGUAAAAAUUAAAAUUUUGCUUGUAUUUUUUUCCAAAUAGCAAAUAAGGAUGGGUCGACCAGCCCCGCCCCGUACCCGCGCAGAUAUUACCCGCCCCGACCCAUUGCCAUCACUGAUAACAAUGUUUGUCACAGUACCAAAUGCUUCUCCCCUUAACCUAGUUGACUGGAUGCUGCUGCUAGCAUUCAAAAAUAGCCUUUUGGUCAAAUCCCCCCAUCUCCAACUUGCUUGCCAACUUCCCUCUUCCUGUCUCACACAAACCCAAUUUUAUAAAUUCCCUUUCUUCUUCCUUUUUGUUUUCUUGCAUUCAUUCAUUCAUUCAUUCAUUACAGUAACAGCUCCCUCUUGACCCUCCACUCUUUUUCUUGCCACCUUCCUGUUUGCCUCCCCUCUUCUAUCUUCCUGCCACGUGCCCUCUCUCCCAUACUCCCACAUAAUAAAACUAAUAUAACAGAAAAAUGGAGCCAAAAAAAAAAGAAGCACUUUCUUCCUUCUCGUUCUCCUCAGUCAGUCUCAGUCUUCCCAUGAAUGAGCUGGAUUCAGAUUCCGUGUGUAGAGUGGAUUUCAAGCUGUUCCUUCCUUCCCCCAAUUUCCCAUUUCUACCCUUCCAAACCAACCCUAUAAAUUCAUCUUCUCCUUCCUCCCACUCUCCAUUCCCAAUUCCACUCCCAACCCCGAAAAACAAUCCCCAAUCACUACCUGUCUUUAUCCUCUAAUCUCAAUCUUAUCCAAUCCAUGGAUAUCUUCAACUCCCCUGUUCUCCCCAUCUCCAUCCUCGCCGCCAUCUUCGCAUCUUUCCUCUUCGUCCUGACCCGAUUCCUCCUCCGCCGGCGGCGGGGGCCGCAAUUGCCCCUCCCGCCGGGCUCCCUCGGGUACCCGUACGUCGGAGAGACUUUCCAGAUGUACUCGCAGGAUCCCAAUGUGUUCUUCGCCUCGAAACAGAGCAGGUACGGUUCGAUCUUCAAGACCCACAUCCUGGGAUGCCCUUGCGUCAUGAUCUCCAGCCCCGAAGCUGCGAAAUUCGUGCUCGUGACGAAAUCGAACCUCUUCAAGCCCACAUUUCCGGCGAGCAAAGAGCGGAUGCUGGGCCGGCAGGCCAUCUUUUUCCACCAGGGGGAUUACCAUUCCAAGCUGCGGAAGCUCGUCCUCCGAGCUUUCAUGCCGCAAUCGCUCCAUUACAUCGUCCCGCAGGUCGAAUCCCUCGCCGUUCAUGCUCUCCGUUCGUGGGAAGCGACUCACGAGAUCAAUACGUACCUCGAAAUGAAAACGUACACGUUCAAUGUGGCGCUGCUGUCGAUAUUUGGAAACGAUGGAGCUAUGCACGGGGAGGAUUUGAAGAGGUGUUACUAUGUCCUGGAAAAGGGUUACAAUUCGAUGCCGGUGAAUCUUCCGGGGACGCUGUUCCACAAGGCGAUGAAGGCGAGGAAGGAGCUGGGUCGAAUCCUGGCGAAAAUCAUGGCGGCGAGGCGGGAAAUGAAGCUGGACCACAACGACCUUCUGGGUUCCUUCAUGGAAGACAAAGAAGGGCUCACCGACGAGCAAAUCGCCGAUAACGUCAUCGGAGUUAUCUUCGCCGCCAGGGACACCACCGCCAGUGCUCUCACCUGGGUUCUCAAGUACCUGCGUGACAACCCAUCUGUUCUCCAGGCCGUCACAGAAGAACAAGAGGCGAUAGCGAAGGAGAUGAUUAGCAGGGAGAAGGGAGUUCUGAAUUGGGGAGAUACAAAGCAGAUGCCCAUCACUUCACGUGUGAUUCAGGAGACACUCAGGGUUGCAUCAAUUCUUUCCUUCACUUUCAGAGAAGCUGUUGAAGAUGUCGAGUAUGAAGGGUAUCUGAUCCCAAAAGGAUGGAAAGUGUUGCCACUUUUCAGGAACAUUCACCACAACCCAGAAAUCUUCCCUGAUCCUGAGAAAUUCGACCCUUCCAGAUUCGAGGUGGCGCCAAAGCCCAAUACAUUCAUGCCAUUUGGCAGCGGGACCCACGCUUGCCCUGGAAAUGAGCUCGCCAAGGUGGAGAUAUUAGUGCUGCUCCAUCACCUGACCACAAAGUACAGGUGGUCUAUAGUGGGUGACAAUAAUGGAAUUCAGUAUGGUCCUUUUGCUCUUCCCCAGAAUGGUCUGCCCAUCAAACUUUCCCUCAGAAAAUAAUGAACAGCAGAACAGCAGCAGCCAUGAAUCAAAUCAAUUCCCAUUAAUGGGGAUUGCCCAAAUUGGGGAAGAAAGGGACGACUGAAAGGAGGACAAGUGGCAGAGCUGCAGAGGGACUCUGCCCCACUGACCAUCCCGCAAAACAGAGGAUGAAUACAGCUAGAGAAGAGAACAGAGAAAGUAAAAAACAGGGGAAGGAAAGGAAAGGGAAGACUCCAAUUGUACAGCAUGAAAAUGAGUCCUCAAAUACUUUCCAACUAUGCUACCACUGCAGCAGCAGAGCAAGAAGAGAGGCGAAAGACAAAGAACAGAGUGAAUUCACUGAACAAAGGCAUCUUCGAAAUAUCAAAAAAUUUUGUUUUCUUUUAUUGGGUAGUUUGCAUGUUGCCAAAAAGACAGAAAAAAAGAAGGACAAAGAGAAACAGUAGGAUGAUUGAUAUGUUAUCUCUGGCGCAUUUGUUUCCUUUUCUUUUCCAAGUUUGUGGGCUUAGCUUAGCGGUUCAUCCAGAAUGUGGGGAGCCGAAUAUUUUUGUAAUUAGGAUCCACCAUGAAGAAAGAAAACUACAGUUUGCCGUAAGGUCAAACUGUAAAAUUUUGUUUGACAUAGUUUCAUCUUUUAUUGGUUUCAAUUCAUUUCCUUUUGAGUGGUUUUCUUCCUCAUGAUGAAGAUGAGGAGGAAGGCCAAUUAAGGGUUCAACGAUCAUUCACCGGGGCUAAGUUUGUGGGGUUUGAGAGAGGUGGUUUAGGAUACAAGUUCAGUUAUUGCUUUUCACCUUCAUUAAGCGCGAGCAGAAGACGAAUAUCGUCGUUUAUUCAUACACAUAUAUGUCAUUCAACAAAUGUUUUUUUUCCCCUCCAGUCAACAAUGAAAUCUUGCGGUGGACAAUCUGAUUCAUGAGGACCACGAAUCUCUUCGUGAUUUGUCAUAUAUAGACCUUUUCUUUUAUCCAUCUCUAAUCUAUCGACACUUUGUGUGAGAGAGUCUGGACGGAUGGUGAGAUCGUCAACCCGGCCAGUAUAUCUCUUCAAUUUUGCUUUAAGAGCUUUACUAAGUGCUUGGCCAUCUGGCCACUGAAGUAGGAUGUGAUACACCUUACCAUGAUCACUCUUAGAUCUCGAUAAGUAUAUCAUUGACAACAUUAAUCAACCACACAAAAAAUUGAACCAAUAGCCAAGAAAAAAAUAGUUUUUUUUUGCCUUAAAAUAUAAAUUCCAACAUGCAUGAAUAAUUUUGAUGGUAUAAAUCUCAAAGUAACUUACGAAGAUAUAAUAUCAAAGCAUCACAACUUGCACAAUAACGUCAUAAACAUUAACAUUAUAUCAUAUGGAGACACGAUCGUUUCUACUCUCUGGUGAAAUGUGGUUGUGAAUGAAUUAGGGGAUGAGAUUUUCAAAAUUAAGAUUAAGACUUGGGUAUCGUUUUGGGAGUUGGGAGAUGAUCUAGUGGGCUGGUAACACGUAUUGAUCAGAAGUCGGCUGGGUCCACGAUUUGGUCCGGUAAACCGCGGUCUAGACCAGACCAGACCAAGAGAUCAAAGCAUCAUAUAAUACAGACCAUAGAUAAGACCAGAUCAUACUUAACGGUCUAUGAUCCCGACCAAACUGUACGGUCCGGUUUGAACAUGGUUUUUCAAAUGGUAUGUUCUAUAUUCCCAGCCCUACUAUAAAUCAUAAUUUUAAUAAUUUCAUUCGUCUCAAAAACCAAUAUCAAUCUUCAAACUACAUAACAAUGAAUAAAAAAGGCACGAAUUUCUGCAAAAAAAAGAAUAAUUUAUGAGUAUAUCACUAUAACUACACGAGAUAACCAUAGUUCUAUGUCAUAUUGUUAUAAAGAACUUCCCAAAGGGUGCCUGCCACCUAGCAAUGCAAAUGGCCUCGUGCACCCAGGUGGUAAUUUAAUACAACGACUUUAAUUAAGGAUAAUAAUAACUAAUUAGUACAAGAUUGCUCAAACCAUACAAUAAUUGUCAACCCUAAUAAUACUAAUUCAAGAUUUGAAUUAAUCAAUCAAAAUUCUCUAUAGCUAUAUAGCUGCGUACGAUUACGAAUUCAAUAAUUAGGUCAACCCAUUUGCAUAAUUCCACCACAUUACUGCCUAAUUAAUAAACGAAAAAAUAGGACAAGUCAAAGCCUAGGCACAUGUAAGUACACGACUUAAUUGAGGAGGGAAAACAAACAAUUAAGAGAAGAAAAUUCAUCGCAUGUGAUGUGACCAAAACUACUAGUCCAUAUUCAUUCAUAACAAAGAAGUUAUAACAGACUUUACUUGUGAAUUGAGAAGGAAAUGCCAACCGCGUGCUUCGUCUAAACGAUAAAUUCAUUCAUUUCAACUCUUGAAACGAUCACGCACUACGAUAGGUUGAUUGCGAUUCAACGACAUAUCAACUCAUAGCGUAGGGAGGUGCGUUUAGCAAAAUCUGCAAGCAACAAGUGUGGCUGCUUAAUCAAUAUAUGAUCCAAAUGGAUUUUCACGAUAAUUAACCUAACAUUUUUUUUACUUGGUUCCACGUUGGAUCAUAGGAACUACAUUAUAUUACUGACUAUAAUUAAAUAGUAGGGACGUAAUUUACUAGGAGUAAGUGUAACGGGAACUUAAGGCACUAUUGUUGUUUAGUUACUUAUGUCACCCUGUUUAGCAUAGUUUCGUUAUUGUGAUUGAAGUAGAAUUGUAACAAUAGAGGUACAACCACAAUAACAUGAAAAUAGAAAGCAGAAACAUGCAAAUUCUAAGAAAUCGAGUUAGUUAACAAAGAGGAACGUAAAUGUGUUUAGUUACUUCCUUGGACCCGUUUAGUAUAAAUGUUGAGACUAAGACAAAGGUAGGAAAAUAACGAGAGGAAUAUUCUGGCGUAGCGAGAUGAGAAAAUUGAGAGAGAAAGGAUAUGAAAAUAAUAUAUUAGCAAUAGGGUAUCGGGGAUGAGGUUUGCACAAAUGAAGAGGAAUUAUUAUGUAGAAAAUGAGUCUAGUGAGAUUAGACACUCUUGAAUAAAAUUAUUUCAACAAUUAAUAGAAUCGCACAAGAAACAACUUUUGAAAACUAUAAAAAAGCUAUUUAAAA
Messenger RNA from Linum trigynum, 9877 nucleotides. The record is from the annotation of a GenBank genome assembly. NCBI's taxonomy places the organism in Eukaryota, Viridiplantae, Streptophyta, Magnoliopsida, Malpighiales, Linaceae.